AUGCUACAUUUAGGCUCUCAGCUUGUUGCUAGGCGAUAUGCCUCUCGAGUAGUGAAAGCGGCUGUAAAGAUACCGAACGAACUGCAUCACAGCACCAAACCAACUAAAAUUGAUAGAAAUCUACCAAGAGAGCGUAGAAUAAAAGCUUGGGAGAAAGCAGGAGAGGAAAAGGACAGUUGGUUUAGAAGAAAAUAUGCACAUGUUCAUGCGAGAGAAUCGAAAAGAGAUGCAGCCCAACGAUCAUUCGAGAAAAGCAAAGCAGAAUCUCGGUCGCAGUCCCAAGGUCAUCGCGCCAAAUUUAAUAACCGCACUGUUAUGUCUGGUCUUCGGCCAAAUCCAUUGAUGGAAUACGUGUACGGAACUAAUAGCGUGGUCUCGGCACUGCGAGCAAACAAAAGAGAGUACUUUUCAAGAAUUUUGUAUUACGGUGUGCUGCCUUCAGAGGUACAACAAAUGGCGAAAAAUGCAGACAUAGCACUAGAAACUGUUGACAAACAUCGUCUCAAUCUUUUGACAAAUUAUGCGGUCCACAAUAACAUUGUUCUGGAAACUAAGGCGCUGCAACUACCGGAAAUUAGAGAGCUAGGACCAAGCACGGUGGAAACCCAGUCAUUUUCUUACCAAGAGCUAUUUUUCGAUCAAGCUCAAGAACGACAACAGAAAUUUAUCGUCAAAGAGGGGAAGCAAUUUCCCCUGGGCGUGUACCUUGACGAAGUUGUGGACCCACACAACAUGGGCGCCAUAAUUAGGAGCGCAUAUUUUUUGGGUGCUGACUUCAUGGUAUUAUCACGCAGAAAUUGUGCACCGUUAUCACCUGCAGUCUCAAAAACUAGCAGCGGAGCCACCGAACUUUUACCUAUCUACUCGGUUGAUAAGCCAUUGGAUUUCAUCACAAAAUCCCAGACUGAGGGUGGUUGGACUUUCGUAGCAAGUGGCACGACCAAAAACAAUAAGUUUAGUGAGAAUAAAACUUUGUCUUCCGGUGAUUUGCGGGGAAUGUUGCAGGAGUUUCCGGUCAUGCUUGUGGUAGGCAACGAGGGAGUUGGUGUACGUACCAACUUAGAGAUGAGAAGCGAUUUUUUGGUCGAAAUUCCUCAAGGCCGUGAAUUACAAGGAACGUCCACUGUGGACUCUCUGAACGUGAGUGUUGCAACGGCGAUUCUGCUCAACAAUCUUCUCAAUUAA
Messenger RNA from Lachancea lanzarotensis, 1185 nucleotides. RefSeq names its product LALA0S10e02322g1_1 (gene MRM1). Bases 1 to 1185 code for a protein of 394 amino acids. The transcript has a single exon. Lineage: Eukaryota; Fungi; Ascomycota; Saccharomycetes; Saccharomycetales; Saccharomycetaceae. Gene Ontology annotation, biological process: rRNA methylation. Gene Ontology annotation, cellular component: mitochondrion. Gene Ontology annotation, molecular function: RNA binding; RNA methyltransferase activity. The record is from RefSeq and is a predicted model, not a curated record.